CGUGGGCUGGACCUAUAACCCAAUACCUGAUUGAAAAAGGAGACGUCACAAAGAGGGUCUGCUCGCAAGCCAAGAGCCAGAAACUGCUCUAGCGACCCCGUUAGAUUCCUUUCCUUUUCUUUCUUCCCUUUCUCGUUCAUUCUUUAUUUCUUCUUCUUUUUUUUUUGUAAAACAAAUUUCGUCCGGCACACUUAUUCUUUGGCACACUAUUCUGGAUAUCUCAUAGGAUCGUCUCUGCUUUGCUUUCGGGGAUCUGAUUAUUUGUGAGUUUGUUGAAACGUGAUCAGGAGCGACAGUGAAAAUAUUAGGUUGGGCAUUCGAAAAUAUCAUGAAGCAAUGGGACUAGUUUGAUGAAAGCGACGUGCUGUGGGGGUGGAGUGAUAAUGAACUCUCUCUGAAAGGAAUACGACCGUUGAAAGAAUCACAACUUGCACUUUACACCCUAAGAGUAAAAAAAGAUUUUAAAAAUCUUUAUUUUACUUAUUGACAGCGAGGAAAUGCAAAAUACUGAGAGAUAGAAAACUAAAGAUUUGAGAAAAUAUAAGGUUUGUUGUUUGUUCUUUUCUUAGGACAGAACGUCACAGUAUCACCAAUGACAUGAAGGAACAAGGAAUUCUAGAUGUGAUAUGAACUUAUGGAAGUGAACAUCUAUAAAACAACGAAAAAACAACAACAGAUAAGCACAAAUAAAAUAGUCGUGAAGUGUUUAAUGAGUCAGGACAGUCUUUCAUUAAAAAUUGUUUUAACUGGCCUUUGCCAUGGAGGUAAAGUGACAAGUUCUAAAGACUCUUAAGUUGCCUGAGGAUGGCCCCAGAGAGUUGAUCUGUAAGGCAGUGUAGUGAAGCAAUAGCCAUUAUGUCUCCUUUGAGUUGCUUUGUAGUCAUUUUACUGUGCUGGCACCGCCAAGCAGGCGUUGAAGGCAACAGCACCCCGUCAAUCAGAAUCAGCCCCAGCAGUGUGAACGUGAAUGAGGACCACGCCAUCAACACACAGUUCACGGGACCCUGUGCCUUCAGUGACAGCGAUGACCCAAGCACUGCGGACGGCACAGUCUACAUCAACUUUGGCGCUGGUAACUUCGAGCGUCGUUUCGCCGUGGCGGGUUCCACGUGCGAGUUUCUCCUUGUCCAGCCACUGGACUAUGACCUGGGCACUCGGACCUACAGGCUCUCUGUCCAGGCCAGAGAUCUUGGCGGGAAAAGACAGACGCGUCGUCUGACGGUCAGGGUGAGAGAUGUCAACGACAACGCGCCGACAUGCAACCCCUACACCAUCCUAGGUUCACUCACCGAAGAGGCAGUUGUGGGGACGCAGAUCGCAAGCUUUACCUGCUCAGAUAUAGAUACUGGGUCGGGUGGCGACGUCUUCUACCAAGUGGUUUCAGGUGACACCGAUGUGAUUGAAGUGGACAGCACCAAUGGUCAAGCCACGUUGAAGAGGAAGCUGGACUUUGACACAGAAGCUCACACGUACCGAGUCGAGGUCCGAGUGUUUGACGGCGGCUCGCCUGUGUUCUCCAGCAUGGCACAGGUUCUACUGGACCUGACGGAUGUAGAUGACAACCGACCUGUUUUCGAAAAAUCAUCCUACUCUGAAACGGUCAACGAAGAUGCCCCAGUGGGCUUUACCAUAGUUCGACUAAACACCACGGAUGCUGACCAGCCAGGCACGGACAAUUCAAGGGUCAUCUACGGAUUUGAAACCAGCCCGAAUCCUGAUUGGCUCAUGAUAGAUCAGAGAACAGGGGACCUGCUGGUGAAGACGGCCCUGGACUUCGAGACGAGCACCAGCAUCAGCUGUCAGGUAUACGCCUUCUCCUCGGACAAGUCCUCGGACAAAGCUGUGGUCAACGUGGUGGUCACUGUGCUGGACGUCAACGACAGAGUUCCCGCCUUCACACAGACAUAUUACCACUCGACGGUACCAGAGGAUGCCUCGACUGGAACCCUGGUCAUCACGGUCAGCGCCAAUGACCCUGACUCUGGAGCAGAUGGACAGGUCACCUACUUCAUGUCCGGGCCCACGUUUGAGAUCGUUGACCCCAACAUCGGGGCAGUGACGGUGAAAGAGGCGCUGGACUUUGAGAACACGACGUCCUACCUGGUGGAGGUGGUGGCCACAGAUGGAGGGCUUGUGCCUCAGUCUAGCACAGUGCUGCUGCAGAUCUCCAUCACUCCCGUCAACGAGUUUGAUCCUGUCUUUGAAGGAACCUUUGCGUUUGACGUCUUGGAGAAUUCUAUACCAGGCACGUCUGUCCACGAGGCCCAGGUUUCUGACCAGGACAGCGGGGUGGACGGGGAGAUCCUGUACACAGUCGUCACACCAGGUGUACCCUUCUCGGUGGACAGUGAGACUGGCAUCAUCCGAGUUGCAUUUGAUUUGGACUUUGAGACAGAGGAUUCUUACACCUUCGUGAUUCAGGCCACAGACAAGUCGGGCACUGUACCCCGAACUGCCACCGCAACAUACGUAGGUACCGUGUUAGGCGUGGAUGACGUGCCCAUCACGUGUGACCGCGUGACAACCACCGUGAUCUCAGAUGCCACGUCAAUCGGUUACGUGGUCGCUCGCCUCACAUGUUCUGACCCCGAUGAUCCCAUGGGCACGUUCACGUACGCACUCACAGCAGAUCCAGACGAUGGAACGUUCUCAAUGAACAAUGCUGACGUGGUUCUGUCUGAGGUUCCGGAGAGCACCACGUACUCUCUAUCCAUCCUCGUCACCGACGGCAUCGACUCCACCAAUGUCACGUUCACAGUUCUCACAGAAGAGUUCCUCCAACUGCUCAACCUCCCAGAUACCAUCAACGUCACGGAGGGCGACACGGGCCCAGUCCCCUACUCCUUCUCCCUCACACGAACCUUUCCCAUCGCCAAAGUAGAGAUCACUGCCGGGAAUGAUGAUCUGAAUGCUGUAGUAUUCGGUACUUCUGGUGACCUGAUCAUUGCGCUGCCAUAUGAUAGGGAGGCUCAGGAGACCCACACAUACACUGUUCGGGCCUCUACCAGUUCAAACCAGGUCGCGGCGGGAACUCUCACCGUUAACGUGGGUGACAUCAAUGACAACGCACCGACGUUCGGCUCAAGCCUCUUUGUGGUCAAUAUGAUAGAGAAUUUACCGCAGGGGUCAGACAUUGCGACGUUUUCGGCAACAGAUGCGGACAUAGGGGAGUUUGGGACAGUCACGCACUCAAUAAUUUCUGGAGACCCUUCCAACUACUUCACCAUCGAUUCAGUAUCCGGAGAACUUUCACUCAGCGCGACCAGCGCCAUUGACUACGAGACGACAACGCUGUACACUCUGGUGCUGCGUGCAGUGGAUGGAGGACCAACGCCCAAGACUGGAUCCACUACUGUGGUCAUCAACGUGCAGAACUUUGACGACGUUCUCGCUAUCGUUGCCCUGGUCCCUGGUAUCUCGACCUUGACUUUGCCAGAAGACAACGCUCUGGGGAUCACGGUGGUGCAGAUCCAGGCCACGGAUGCAGACGCCAAUACCGUGUUUUCCUAUUCUAUUGACUCCGGAAACACAGACGGCGACUUUGCCGUUGAUCCGGUCUCGGGAAUUGUCAGACAAGUCAAACUUCUCGACCGUGAACGGACGGCCUCCUACACAUUGGUCUUGAAAGCCACUGACCAGAACAGCGUCUCCUCAUCAGCCUCGCUGAUCAUCACAGUAACGGACAUCAAUGACAACGAUCCCGCCUUCUCCCAGCAUGUCUAUGAGUUCAACGUCGAUCACAACACGGGGGCGGGGGUCAGUAUUGGAAAUCUCAGCGUAGUGGACGCAGACGACGGUGUAAACGCCGAGACUGAUGUGGUCAUUGAAGAUGCGGGAGUCACUGGUAUCUUCUCCCUGAGCGGUCUCCAAGUCUUGACUGACACGGACAUGGACUAUGAUCUGAAGAGAACGUAUAGCUUUCAGGUCAAGGUAACAGACAGAGGUACCACCAGCAGGUCCGGCACAGCUAGAGUGGUUGUGAACGUUCUCCCAGCCUCAGAGCCCAAGUUUGACCCUGUCCUGGACACAGUCAUCAUCGAGGAAGGGACGUUGGCGGGAUUUCAAGUAUAUGACCUGAACGCAACUGUCCUCGGCAACUCAGAGACUGACGGAACGAUGCAGUACGUCAUUUCCUCGGCAACCCCAGUCGGGGGGUUCACUGUACGCUCAGACAGUGGUCAAGUUGUGAGUCUGGUCACUAUGGAUUACGAGACUAGUUCAAGCUACGUUCUCAAUAUUGUAGCAUGUAUUAUCCUUGAUUGCAUUAGCAAAAAAGCCGAGUUCACACUAACUAUUACCCUGACAGAUAUCAACGACAACACUCCGUAUUUUGCCCAAGGUUCCUACUCCAUUCAAGCCGAAGAAACUGCAACUGGCAACACGGUGAUAGACACGAUCACAGCCAUCGAUGAAGACAUCUCCAGCCCUUUUAAUGUCCUCACCUACACACUCACGGGAACCUCGGCUGAUUUUGAGCUAGUGGACUCGACUUCUGGAGCGAUCAAAGUAGCCAACAGUCUCAACUUCCAGAGUCAGAGCGAGUACAGCUAUCUCCUGAGCGUCUCCGACGGGGGAAUCCCGGCCAAGUCGGCGCAAGUCUCCGUCGUCAUACAGGUGCAGGACUCCAACACCAACGACCCGAUGUUCACCACGGGCAGCACGACCACCGUCCCGGACUCUUCCCCUGUGGGCUCCGAGGUGUUCCACUUCCACGCCACUGACGCCGACACGGGCCCGGCGGGGGAACUCUCCUACGGCAUCAUCGCCGACUCCAGCGGCGGCGUCUUCAGCCUUGACCCGAGCACCGGCAUACUGACCACUGGCCAGCUCCUUGACGCGGCUGUAGUGCCCAGCUACACGUUAACAAUCCAGGUGGAGGACCGAGGGACGCCCAUCCGCAGCGCCCAGUCUACGCUGACCAUCACGGUGGAGUCCACAGUGCCCAACAACAAUGACCCGGUCUUCAGCCCAACGGUCAUCAACGUAGGACUGGCACGUGACGCAACAUUCGGUACUCUGGUCACCACGGCUUUGGCCAGCGAUGCGGAUAACGGCAACAGUGGUGAGCUACGACACAAGAUCCAAGCAGGCAACAGCGACGGUUACUUCGCCAUCGACUCCCAGACUGGUCAGAUCACCACCGUGACCAGCGUGUUGCUAGCUAAUGACGCGUACACGCUGACCGUGGUUGCCAAGGACAACGGGGUGCCUCAGAGGUCAGCCACAGCGACGGUCAGUGUGGCCAUCAGCCCGCCUAAGACCACGUUGACCACAGUGGACUACAGCUGGACAGUGAUGGAGAACGAGGCUGCGAACAUGGAGGUGGGCAGGAUUGACGUGGACACAGGCCGGACUGUGACGGGAACUUACACCAUAGAACUGGGAAACUUUGCAAACACCUUCAAGAUAUCUCUCAACGCCGGAGACAGUAGGGGAAUACUAAAGGUCAACGUUCCCCCGGACUACGAGACCAAGCCGUUAUUUUCCCUCCUGGUCAAGGUCGGCACAGAUAUCGGGGACGUGUACAAAGUUGUACAGGUUCAGGUGGUUGACACAAACGACGAGCCUCCUGUGUUUGCUCAAAACUCGUACACUUUGACCCUAGCUGAAAACACGCCGGCCGGGAGCACAGUGGAGACCAUUUCCUACACAGACGCAGACACUGACAGCGCCAACAGAGACAAUAUCCUGGAAGUGAAAGCGCCUGGCUCCUCGCUGUUUACCAUUGACCAGUUGGGUCAUCUUACCUUACUGACGUCACCAGAUUUCGAGUCUCUUUCCACGCCAAUCACAUUUGACGUGACUGCUCGCGAGAACAAGUCUCCUGCCGUCACGGCCACAACUGUCGUCACCGUCAACGUCAUAGAUAUCCUGGAGGAAGAGACUGUUCCUACAUCUGACGUCACGGAUGACGCUCUCAUCUCCCUAGAACUUCCGUAUCAAUCGUCUAACGGUCACGUGCUGCAUACACUUGAGCCGGGGGAUUUUGGUGUGGCUGCGUCAAUAUCAGCCACCUAUGAGUACCUCAGCUUCCCUGCUAGUGACCCUUUCAAUAUCGAUUCAAGUUCUGGUUCUAUAAGUGUGACGGAUUCGAGUCUGUUGUCAGAAUCCACCAAAUACAUUCGCUGGGUGGUCUGCAGAUCCACUGACGGAGGAGUAUCGACUUCCAAAGUUUCACUGUUAAGAAUCGAUACAUUCGACAAGGACACUCAAAUGAUUGUAAUUGAGUUUUCAGAAACUCUUGCAAAUGUCCGAGCGGAGCUAAACGGCUUCAAGUCUCGGGCACAGUUAUUCUUCACCGACACCCAGAGACUGGACUUCGCUCAAACGUUUGAUACAAAUACAGGCGGCAGCAGACGACGUCUUCUAGCUUCACAAUCUGUUGCCUAUGCUUAUGCUGUGGCAGACACCAGUGCCGAUGACAUCGCAAACAUCAACCAGAACAAGACGUUCUUGACGGAAGCACAACUUUUGGCGGCUCUCCAGCAAUCCCCAGACGGUAGCCCAAUGCCAGGUCUCUCGGAUCCUUCUGGUCUGCCGGUGACCACUGUCCAGCAGUUCGGCGAGGCCGGGGAGACAGAGUCCUUGUGGAAGACGCCGGGAGGCAUCGCCAUCAUCUGUCUCAUCAUCCUCUUCAUCGUCAUCCUGGUUGUGAUUGUCAUUGCGUGUCUGGUCGUUGGUAAAAGGGAGGCCAGCAAAGGGGACGUCAAAAGUCUGCCUUCAGACGUAGACAGUACUACCACUACAACAUCAUCCCGACUGUCCACCAAAUCGUUUCCACGGAUCCACCCUGAGCUGCGUGAGUCCGCAGUCCUCGACACCAGAUAGAUCUAAGGAAAGAAAAGAAUGAUGCACUUUCAUCCUUGGAUUAUAUUAUUUUUAUACUGUGGAAAAUGUUAUGUUCUUGUUGUCUUUUACACCCCAUUCACAUCUGGCUACUCAGAAGUGCAUUCUCCACUUUGUAGGGCUCCCGAACGUUCUGAAAAAAAGAGAAGGAAAAAGGUCCUCUCUGCUUUUUUUUAAAAAGCUGUUGCUGUUUGACAGGUUGAUUAAAUUUGUUUUGAAAGUA
Molecule: messenger RNA, 7069 nt
Organism: Aplysia californica (California sea hare)
Lineage: Eukaryota; Metazoa; Mollusca; Gastropoda; Aplysiida; Aplysiidae
Product: cadherin-23
Exons: 24
Coding region: 856-6828 (1990 amino acids)
Biological process (GO): homophilic cell-cell adhesion
Cellular component (GO): plasma membrane; catenin complex
Molecular function (GO): calcium ion binding; cadherin binding
Source: RefSeq, a predicted model, not a curated record